UUUCCCUGGAGACGCUCUCCGCGUCCCCUCGCUCCGCGCCGGCGGCUCUAGGCCUCUGAAGCACCCCAGGAGGAGGGGGCGGCGCCGGCGCCCGGCACCUGUCGCGGGUGGGGGACUCGCUGCGGCGGAAGGGCUGUCUCCAGGCCGGUCCACCGAGGCUGAAGUCUGUAAGCCUGGAGAGACCGUCAGCAGGAACCUGCAAAAUCCAAGAUGGCCACCCUGCCCCCACUGCCCAUGACACGCCCAAAGCUUGCAGCCUUAGCCAGACAGAAGCUGCCAUGCUCCCCUGUAACAAUCCCAAGGUCUCAAUUGAUCAAAGAAAAAGAUGACAUAGAUCAUUAUGUGGAGGUGAAUUUCAAAGGAUUGUCAAAAGAAGAGGUUGCUGCUUACAGGAACUCGUACAAGAAGAACAUCUGCGUGGACAUGCUGCGGGACGGUUAUCACAAGUCCUUCACCGAGCUCUUCACUCUGAUGGAGCAGUGGGAUGCCCUGAGGGAGGUUGCGAGAAUCAGGUCCCUGCAGUGGUUGCAGAAGCCCCUGGAGGAGCAACCUGACAAACUGGACCACUUCUACCACUACCUGACCCGGGCCGAGGACGCUGAGAGGAAAGGAUACUUUGAAGAUGUAUAUCAAAACUUGUAUGCUCUGGCCUGUUACUUCAAUAAUUCUGAAGACAAGUGGGUAAGGAACCACUUCUACGAACGAUGUUUUGGCAUCGCUCAACUGAUCAAAAUUGACGGUGGGAAGAGAGAAGCAGAGGCGCAUGGGAACAUGGGCCUCCUCCACGAGGAAGAUGGUCAGCUUCUGGAAGCUGCCGAGCAUUAUGAAGCAUUCCAUCAAUUGACACAAGGGCGGAUAUGGAAGGAUGAGACAGGCCGCUUUCUCAACUUGUUGGCCUGCGAGUGUCUCCUGAGGACUUACAGAUUACUCUCGGACAAAAUGCUGGAAAAUAAAGACUACAAACAGGCCAUCAAAAUUCUAAUAAAAGCUUGUGAAAUAGCCAAAGAAGGAAGUGACCAACACAUGCAAGGAGAAGCUUCUUACUACUUGGGCUUAGCAUACUUGGCUGCUGGAGAAUAUAACACAGCACUAACAGCCCUUAACACUUACAGUAAAAUCUCUACAGACCAGGAUGAUGAUCUCAAUCUGGGGAGAGCCUAUGAAGCAAUAGCCAAGGUCCUGCAGAGCCAAGGAGAGAUGACAGAAGCAAUUAACUACUUGGAAAAAGUUGUGAAACUUGCAAGAAACAAUUUCCAAAGCCUAGAUAUUGUGAGAGCAAGUACAAUGCUUGGAGACAUCUACAAUGAAAAAGGACACUACAACAUAGCUUCUGAAUACUUUCAGCAAGCUUUUGACGAAACAGUUGGGGAAAUGAACAUGCCUCUGAUGGAGGAAACAAAAGUCCAUUAUGGAAUAGCAAAAGCCCAUCAGAUGAUGCUGACAGUGACCAAUUAUAUAGAAUCUGCAGAUCUCACCAGCCUUGGCUACCUGCUGUCAUGGAAGGAGACCAGAAGCGACAUUGAACCUCAGCCAGUUACGGGAGAGUUUACAAGCUCAACAGUAGAAGAUGUAUCUCAAAAUUCGGAACAUGUGGAAGAACUCGGCGGAUUUCCAGAUAACCAAAAAAAAUGAAACUUAAAGCAGCUUUGACUCAACACUGAAGCAAGAAGAAAUAUAUCAUGUCACCUUAGACUUCAAUAUUUAUAAUAAAUAGGAGCAUGUUACAAAUAAUAUAAGUAGAGUUAUAAUAAAACUAUGAUUAUGUUUUAUCAUACUUUAUAUUGCAGUAUACUACUACAAAUUUAAUCCAAAUCAUCUAAAUCUGUGAAAAUUAAAUAUACCAUAAGUGCCUAGAAAUAUCAGCAGUUAUCUACAAAAUAAACUAAAAUUUUUACUCUUUUAUCCACUACUCCACAGGAAACAGUGAUAUCAUAGAAUCAAAAUGUAAUUUGUUUCUAAUGAGGAAAUAAUUACAAGCUUAAGGAAAUCUCUCACGCUGAAUCAAUUCAGGAUAAUAUAUACUAAAAUUUAAGGGACACUUCAAUAUAGGUAGAAAGACUAUGAGCAAUAAAGACUAUCACAGUGAUAAGUACUGCUCAAAACAGUUUGCUUUACCUGUAUAAAAGUAUAUUUUAUGAUAAUUUUAGCUGAUCAUACAUAAUCAAACUUAUGUACCCAUGUCAGUUUAAGAAGUUUAAGAAAAUCCUUCAGUCUUACAAGCCUUUUUAAUGUCUUGCAAAUUAAAAAAAUACAGUUGCUACAGCAGAUGUGGUUACAUGUAUGUAUAAUUUCUGGUAAUCUGCAGGUCUAGGGGAAUCCAUGAAUGAAGUACAUUACCAACAAUAAAGACUUUUAUUCCCAUUUAA
Messenger RNA from Microcebus murinus (gray mouse lemur), 2366 nucleotides. RefSeq names its product tetratricopeptide repeat domain 29 (gene TTC29). The record is from RefSeq and is a predicted model, not a curated record. Lineage: Eukaryota; Metazoa; Chordata; Mammalia; Primates; Cheirogaleidae. Gene Ontology annotation, cellular component: sperm flagellum. Gene Ontology annotation, biological process: cilium movement. Gene Ontology annotation, molecular function: protein binding.